GGAGGAGGAGGGAUGCCCGUCCUGCGCCGGCCGUUUCCCGGCGGAGCCGUCAGCUGACGCCGCCGUUUCCUGGCUGCCGCCCGCCAUGCUGCGGCUCCUGCUCCCGCUGGCCGCCCUGGCCGCGCUCCUCCAGGCGGCGAAUGUACAUGAGAGGAGUUUUGGGAUUGAUUAUGAAUCCAACAGCUUUGUCAAGGAUGGGAAACCUUUCCGUUACAUCUCCGGCAGCAUUCACUACUCCCGGGUGCCCUCGUAUUACUGGAAGGACCGCCUGCUGAAGAUGAAGAUGGCUGGGCUUGAUGCCAUUCAAACGUAUGUCCCAUGGAACUACCACGAACCCCAGAUGGGCACGUAUGACUUUUUUGGUGGCAAAGAUCUAGAGUAUUUCCUGCAGCUUGCCAAUGACACUGGAUUGCUUGUUAUUCUGAGAGCUGGACCUUACAUCUGUGCAGAAUGGGACAUGGGAGGUCUUCCUGCAUGGCUGUUGGAAAAGAAAUCUAUUGUUCUCAGGUCUUCUGAUUCAGAUUACCUGCAAGCAGUAGAGAGAUGGAUGGGUGUCCUUUUGCCAAAGAUGAGGCCUUAUCUCUAUCAAAAUGGAGGUCCAAUCAUCAUGGUGCAGGUAGAGAACGAGUACGGAAGCUACUUCGCUUGCGACUACAACUACCUGCGCUUCCUUCUGAAGCUUUUUCGCCUGCAUCUUGGGGAUGAGGUGGUGCUCUUCACAACUGAUGGUGCCAGCCAGUUUCACUUGAAAUGUGGGGCUCUCCAGGGUCUCUAUGCAACGGUGGACUUUGCUCCAGGUGGCAAUGUCACAGCAGCAUUCUUAGCUCAAAGGAGCAGUGAACCCAAGGGCCCUUUGGUUAAUUCUGAGUUUUAUACUGGAUGGUUGGAUCACUGGGGGCACCGUCAUUCUGUUGUGCCUGCACAAACUAUAGCUAAAACACUUAAUGAAAUCCUGACACGUGGUGCUAACGUUAACCUGUACAUGUUUAUAGGUGGGACUAACUUUGCCUAUUGGAAUGGUGCUAAUAUGCCUUAUAUGCCUCAGCCCACUAGUUAUGACUAUGAUGCUCCCCUGAGCGAGGCAGGAGAUCUGACAGAAAAGUAUUUUGCCUUGAGAGAAGUCAUUGGUAUGUAUAAGGAGUUACCAGAAGGUCUUAUCCCUCCAACCACACCCAAAUUUGCAUACGGGAAGGUUCGCUUGCAGAAGGCAGGCUCUGUGUUGGAGGUUCUUGAUGGACUGUCACGUUCUGGACCAGUGAGAAGCACUUACCCUUUGACCUUUGUUGAGCUAAAGCAGUAUUUUGGAUAUGUAUUGUAUAGAACUACACUUCCAAAGAACUGCGUGGAGCCAACACCACUGUCUUCAACUUUAAAUGGAGUCCAUGAUCGUGCCUAUGUCUCUGUGAAUGGGGUACCUCAGGGUGUCCUUGAAAGGGACAAAUCACUUAAGAUAAAUAUAACUGGGCAGGCUGGAGCAAAUCUGGACAUCUUGGUAGAGAAUAUGGGCCGAGUCAACUUUGGUAGAUACAAUAAUGACUUUAAGGGUCUAGUUUCAAAUUUAACUCUUGCUCAAGAUAUACUUGUUGGAUGGGAAAACUAUCCUCUAGACAUAGAUGGAGCAGUGAACAAUGACAUUAUUUAUCCCCUUUAUCACCAGAAGACAUCUGCUGUUGAAGCACUGAGUUACGAAGUACCUACAUUUUACACGGGUACUCUUGCAAUUCCUGGAGGGAUUCCAGACUUGCCACAAGACACCUAUGUCAAUUUUCCUGGUUGGACAAAGGGGCAAAUUUGGAUCAAUGGCUUUAAUCUUGGUCGCUACUGGCCAGCCCGUGGUCCUCAGCUGACCCUUUAUGUUCCAAGGAAUGUGCUUGUUGCCUCGGUGCCAAACAACAUAACGGUGCUGGAGCUGGAGCGCUCUCCUUGCAGCGCCCAGGCAUGCGAAAUAGAAUUUGUAGAUGAACCUAAUAUCAAUGCAACCCUACUGCAUGAAACUGAAAAACCCCCACUCUUUGUUAGAGAGAUGUGGACGAAGCAUCUAUAAUGAUUUGAGUAUUUCUUUAUCUUCCACCCUCAGCCCUUUGCUUCUCUUGCCCUAAACCAUACUGUGUAACACAGGGUCUUUGAAAAAGGGAAGUUGUUUAGGUGAGGCAACUUCUUAAAUCCUUCAAGGAGAUAUAUUUUUUAAAAUCUCUCAGUUAAAUAUUGAAUUUCUUUUUAAAAUAAAAGCUGGAGCUUUGAAAUUUGCCUUGGACUAUGAAAUUGAACUCAACUGGAAGAUAAUGUUUUCAUCAGCCUAGUAAAAAUGUAGUCCUUGUACUCCACUUAUACUGCAGUAACCUUCCUAUGCUUUUAUUUUUCACCAUGUUUUGCAACUGGAGAGAGGAGCCUUCAAAAGGUGUGCAGCCCCCACUACCUUGCUGGUUUCACUUAAGUGGACUUAAGUAAGUUCAGAGCUGCCAAUAGACAAGACACUUUCAGCUUCCCUAAUCACUUUAUUAGAGUAUCAACAUCAUUUUAGUUUCAUUUGGCUUACUGUCAGCCUUGAGUAGGCCUCAUUUUUUAAUGCAAGUGACUUUCAGAAAAUUUCAGUUGACUUUUUAUAGGACCAGUGAGAAAAACUGUGGAAGAGAGCAUUCAAAUGCCAUCUGGUCCAAACAGCAGUAACAUGGAGUCUGCAUCUGUCCCCUCUUGGAAAGCCAAUUUACUGCUUCACUAUUGCUGUCUCUGAAGACUUAAAGUAAAUUGAUAAGUGCAAAGACGUGUGAAAUUUAGGCUGCUUUGGUGGAACCACAACCUCUGACUAACCCUGCCUGCAAAAUGUGAUUUUAAAAUGAUGAAUUUUUUCUUUAUUCUUUUUGGUUUGAGUUGGGUUAUUUCUGGUUUGUUUCUUUGUUUCAUUUCUUUUUUUUUCCCUAUUGGUCAUGGUGUACCUCCUUUUCAUAGGCUAGCACCUUGGAAGUGGAAUGCUUUAAGUUAAAGAAUUUUAUUUCUCUUUUAGUCAUUAAUUCACAUCAGUUCUUUUGUUCCAGUAAACUGAUGGUCUUUUAAAGUGACUGAUAUUUGCAAAGAUGCAUUUGAAUUUCUGCAGACAGAAUCUUCUUUUUGAUUCUUGUGAUUUUGGUGUCAGUCAUACAAAUUCCAUGGUGAUAUUUAAACAACAGAAGGUGAUCAAGUAUUUUCAUAAUUUGUGAUUUCUUGGAAUUUUGUCUGACAUUAUUAAAAUGAUUCUUUAAAGAUUAAA
This is a messenger RNA of Serinus canaria (Common canary), 3244 nucleotides long. It is a transcript of the gene GLB1, whose product is annotated as galactosidase beta 1. The record is from RefSeq and is a predicted model, not a curated record. Gene Ontology annotation, cellular component: vacuole. Gene Ontology annotation, biological process: carbohydrate metabolic process. Gene Ontology annotation, molecular function: beta-galactosidase activity. The coding region runs from base 86 to 2044 and encodes 652 amino acids. The transcript has 16 exons. Lineage: Eukaryota; Metazoa; Chordata; Aves; Passeriformes; Fringillidae.